Molecule: messenger RNA, 927 nt
Organism: Mugil cephalus (flathead mullet)
Lineage: Eukaryota; Metazoa; Chordata; Actinopteri; Mugiliformes; Mugilidae
Product: ladderlectin-like
Exons: 9
Coding region: 80-664 (194 amino acids)
Source: RefSeq, a predicted model, not a curated record
CCUGAACAUCUCUAUCUUGACUCCCAGACAUAAAGCAUCACCACUGUUCUCCAUCCUCACCAUCAUCAUCAUCUUCAUCAUGAAGGCUCUCCUGAUCAUGUCUGUUUUGCUUGGUUGUGUUCUUGUGGCCACGGCUGAAGAAGUUGGAGCUGCUGAAGCUGCACCACAGGAGCUGCAAGAAGACAACAAGUUGGUAGAAAAUGAAGCUGCAGGUUUCGUUCCUGAAGUUAAAGAAUCUGUGGAAGUUUCUGCUAAAGAGGUGGCCUCACCAGCCCAAGCACGGUUCUUCUCAUGUCCCUCUGGUUGGGUCAGAUACAAGAGUGAUUGCUAUCUGUUUGUGGCCUCCAGCAGAACCUGGACCAGUGCUGUGACCUACUGUGCCAGUUACGGGGCCACCUUGGCUUCAGCCCAUGACGUGUUUGACUACAAUUUCCUGCAGGAUCUCACCAGAACAUCAGGAUAUACUACCGCCUGGAUGGGAGGAUUCUACUUCCAGGGCUGGAGAUGGUUGGACCAGAGUACCUUCAGCUACUCCAACUGGUAUUCACAAAACUCAGUCACUUCUUACCCGUGUAUCUACCUCAACAUCGCAAUUGGCUGGUCCAAUAAUGUGUGCACUGCUGGAUAUCCGUAUAUCUGCGUGAAGAAAACAGACACCUGCUGAACCAUCAAACAUCAGGACUUCACAGUCUCUGGAAUAUGAUGCUUCACAUUUUGAGUGUUUUCAUUUAAACUGUAUUUAGAUUUUAGGAGACAGGACGGGACUCUCCUCCCAACAGUGUCUUUGAUUGAUGCUGUUUAUCGUCAACUAAGGUUGAAGUAACUUUUUGUUGAUUACUUUCCUCUGAAAUCAGAUUUAUAAAGAAGCUGAAUGAUGAUUGUCUUUUUCAUUACUUUUUUUGAUACACCUGUUUUACAGAAACAAAA